Messenger RNA from Oncorhynchus tshawytscha (Chinook salmon), 887 nucleotides. Its product is annotated as U6 snRNA-associated Sm-like protein LSm1. Gene Ontology annotation, biological process: deadenylation-dependent decapping of nuclear-transcribed mRNA. Gene Ontology annotation, cellular component: Lsm1-7-Pat1 complex; P-body. The transcript has 4 exons. Gene Ontology annotation, molecular function: RNA cap binding. Bases 116 to 517 code for a protein of 133 amino acids. The record is from RefSeq and is a predicted model, not a curated record. NCBI's taxonomy places the organism in Eukaryota, Metazoa, Chordata, Actinopteri, Salmoniformes, Salmonidae.
AAGGGCUUCCCUGAGCAUGCGUUCCCUGCUCUUCCUGUAGAGAGGAUACAGAUAUACAUUUUAACGAUUUGUCUUGACACAUGUCAUACACGGCGAUUAACUCCACACGAUCAAAAUGAACUACAUGCCAGGGACCGCGAGUCUCAUCGAUGACAUAGACAAAAAGCAUCUUGUACUUCUUCGAGAUGGACGAACGCUAAUUGGGUUUCUGAGAAGCAUUGACCAGUUUGCCAACCUAGUUUUUCAUCAAACAGUCGAGCGCAUCCAUGUGGGCAAGAAGUUUGGAGACAUCCCCAGAGGAAUCUUCAUUGUGAGAGGAGAGAACGUUGUUUUGCUUGGAGAAAUAGACGUUGAUAAGCUGUGUGACAACGUCUUGCAGCAAGUUUCUAUAGAGGAGAUCCUGGAGGAGCAGCGAUUGCAACAGCAAGCCAAGCAGAAGACAGAGAAAGCCAAGGUGACCGCACUGAAGGACAGAGGCCUAUCCAUCCCAAAAGCAGAUAAUCUCGAUGAAUACUGAAGGCACUUCUGUUCCAUUUUCUUCCGUAAUACUGGACUCCUCAGUUAUAUGUUGAAUAGGGGAUUAUUUUGAAGACUAUGAGAAGAAUGUGUGCUUUGUAGAUGACGCAAGUCACACUAAAUACUGUACUGAUUUAAUUUAGAUUAUGACUCAUUGGUUUGAAAGCAAACAAUGAAUUAAGUGAUGCAUGAUUUGAGGGUAGACCACACAACCUAGAUUGUCUACAAGACAUUUGAUGAGAAAUCAAUUAUGAUUUUCAUACCAUAGCACUGAGAACUAAGUCAAUAGUAUAUAGUGAUGAACUCUGUUAGUGUAAGCAGACACAUUGUAAUGGCAAGAUUUGUUUUCCAUAAAAGUUUUUGUUAUUUUA